Messenger RNA from Ananas comosus (pineapple), 2626 nucleotides. Its product is annotated as probable serine/threonine-protein kinase PBL5. The transcript has 10 exons. Lineage: Eukaryota; Viridiplantae; Streptophyta; Magnoliopsida; Poales; Bromeliaceae. Gene Ontology annotation, cellular component: plasma membrane. Gene Ontology annotation, molecular function: ATP binding; protein tyrosine kinase activity. Bases 221 to 2122 code for a protein of 633 amino acids. The record is from RefSeq and is a predicted model, not a curated record. Gene Ontology annotation, biological process: protein phosphorylation.
CCGAACCAUUUCGCCCUCUCUAAACCCUCUUUCUCUCUCUCUCUCUCUCUCUCUCUCUCUUUCGAUCUCGAUCUCUCCUCCGUCCCCGCGAAUAUGCUCCGAAUCCCUGAGACGGCCGUGUGCAAUAAAGCGCGCGACCAAACCCUAGCCCCGAAAUGGAGGGGGAGAGGAGGGCGAGGAGUUGGAGGAGGAGGAGGAGGAGAUUGGGCUCGCACCAUCGAUGCGCGGGGCAGGGGGGGCGGAGGCGAUGGAGGAGAGGGAGCGGGAGCGGGGGUGGGGGCGGGAGAGGCCGCCGACGCCGUACGCGCGGCCGCCGCCGCAGGUGGUGGUGGCGGCGUACGACGCCACCAGGGAGCACAACGAGCACGAGCUCCGCCUCGCCGUGAGCGGCGUGCUCCUGCGCGGCGACAUCCUCCGCGGCGGCGACACCCUCCUCGUCCUCGGCGUCCUCCACACCGUCACCAACCCCAUGGGUUACCAUACAAAAGCAUGCACCGAUUCGUUUGCGGGUACAAGUUCUCGCUAUCUGGAUGAGGAGGUAUUAAAGAAGGUCGAAUUUUACGAGAGUAGGCUUCUCGAUAGUGCUGAGAAGUGCAAAGAAGUGGGGGUAACCUUGAAAGUCAAAAUCACUGCUGGAACACCAACAAAAAUGGUUGUACUGCAAGAAGUGUUUUCUAGCAAAGCUUCAUGGGUUAUACUGGAUAGGCACUUAAGGAGAGAUCUUAAAUUUUAUGAGAAGCAUGUACCUUGCAAGGUUGCAUUAAUUCAAGACAGUUUAUCUGUGGAAUUGCUGAAGCCAUUUCACACAAAUGCCUCGAGAAAAGUUGUCUCAGAACAUAUGGCCUUUUGUUCCAAGGAUAGGUUUGUUCAGACAAAUUCAGACGAAGUGGAGAACGCAAAUUGUAAGCGGUCUAUUAUAUCUUCUGUGAGUUAUUUUGCUUCUCUCAGCUCUCAAGAUAGUUCUGAUAUCCUUGGCGGGAGUAUGACAUCUUCAUCCAGCUUAAGGUCUCAGAAUCAGAGUGUUAUAUCAUACGAGGAGAGCCAAUCAUCUAAGCAACUUGGGAAAUAUCCCGAUGGAGACCAUAAGAUAACUUAUGGUUCGCAGAGCCUGCGAAGCCAAGAUAGCUUCGCAUUCCAAUAUGAUUCAUUAGAAAAGCCAAUUCUUUGUGCAGUUUGUGGGCUGAGAUCAAUACUUUACAUCAAGGAGUCUAUGAAAUUCCGGUUUUCAGAGAUUCAAGCCGCAACUUCCAACUUUUCUGAAGAGAAUUUGUUAGGAGAAGGUGGAUUUGGUCAUGUAUACAAAGGCCAACUUAAAGAUGGGCAAAUGAUUGCAGCUAAAUUAAGGAAAGAAGCAAGUACUCAAGGAUAUUCAGAGUUCUUUUCUGAAGUGCAUGUACUUAGCUUUGCGAGGCACCGGAAUAUUGUCAUGCUGCUCGGUUACUGCUGUAAAGAGAACUAUAAUAUUUUGGUGUAUGAAUAUAUCUGCAACAAAUCUCUUGAGUGGCAUUUGUUUAGUGAAUCUGCAGACUUGCUGGAGUGGCAUAAGAGGCAUGCUGUUGCUGUUGGAAUAGCAAAAGGAUUGCGUUUCUUACACGAAGAGUGUCGUGCUGGUCCUAUAAUUCACCGAGACUUGCGUCCAAGCAAUAUACUGCUGACCCAUGACUUUGUCCCUAUGCUUGGGGACUUCGGCCUUGCAAAAUGGAAGACCAACAACGAUUCGUUCCAGACAAGAGUACUGGGGUCGACGGGAUAUCUGGCACCUGAAUAUGCUGAAUAUGGAAUUGUCUCUGUAAGGACAGACGUAUACGCGUUUGGGAUAGUUCUUUUUCAACUGAUAUCGGGCAAAAGAGUAUUAGAUGAACAAGAAGGACAGUCCCACCAUAUAUUGCAAUGGGCAGAACCGCUGGUGGAAAGUCUUGCAUUGCAUGAAUUGAUUGAUCCGCGCAUCGGAGACUCUUAUGACACUUACGCUCUUUACCGGCUGGCAAAAGCAGCAUUUCUUUGUGUUAGAAGAAAUCCCGAGCUGCGUCCAUCAAUGGGAGAGGUGGUACGCCUUCUCGAAGCAGCAGACGACCACGCCAGGCAUUUGACUCAGCAAUUCAUUCCCCACUACACAAAGUGAAGAAUUACUUGGUGGCAUCCAAUCGCCGCAAACGAAAUAUGAAGAUACCAAUCCACCUUAGUAUAGGUGGAUAGGUUACCUAUUAUGGAGCUAGAGAUCCCAAGCUGCAGCCCGGGUUUGCGUUUGCGCUGCUUUUGGUUUUAGGGUUUCUGGGGUUCGGGGAACCUACAGGCUGCGCCGCAAAGAAAAAAAAAAAAACAGAAGUUAUCUUCAGAUAAUUAUUGGUUUUUGAAGUUAGUAAUUCUCUUUUAUUACAUAUGUAGUACGAACUAAGAAGUUGAAACAUUUUGCUUUUAGCUUUCGAAACACGGGGCAUUUCUUAUUUUUGUGGAGUUAUUGAAGCCUUGGAAACAUUGUUUGGUUGGAAGUGUAGAUAAGGUCUAUUAUAAUAGGCCUCUUUUUGGCAUUUAGCUUCCUUACAAAUUUUUUUUUUUUUUUUUUCACAAAUAGCUUCAUAAGUUGAACACGGUGAAUCAUUCAGUAUUGAAACUAAAAUGCACUGCA